Nymphaea colorata (pocket water lily) is the source of this 1448-nucleotide messenger RNA. RefSeq lists its product as uncharacterized. Lineage: Eukaryota; Viridiplantae; Streptophyta; Magnoliopsida; Nymphaeales; Nymphaeaceae. The transcript has 11 exons. Gene Ontology annotation, molecular function: RNA binding. Bases 41 to 994 code for a protein of 317 amino acids. The record is from RefSeq and is a predicted model, not a curated record.
AGGCUGGCCGGAGGAGAAGGGAGCAAGGGUUCAGAAAAAAAUGGCUGGUGCCAUGAGGGUGUCCGUACAGGGGAUGAGGUUGCUCGGGGGAGUUCUGAUGCCGAAGACGCCCCUCCUCUCCUCGCCCUGUUCUCUUGGCCUCCCUCGUCACCCAUUCCUGAACCCAAAUCUCCGAGCUUCAGGAUUUUGUGAUGUAGCCCAUGCUUUGAAGGGUGGCGAUGAUGGUUUACUGAAAGGCAUAAAAGAUAAGGAGAUACUUGAAGAAGUAAAAAGACUACUUGAAAUGGGAAGGCGGGCAUUAUCAAGAAGAGAAACCAUACAUUCAGAUUUUCUCACUCCUCCAGUAUUAAAAGAAGCAACAGCAGCACUGGAGAAACUUUCUGAUGUCAAAGCAGUUGCCCAGGGAGGAUAUCCAGAGGCUGAACGCUGCCGCCUUUCCAUUGGACAUAUUGAUGACUUCCAAGCAGAUCCAGAUGUUGUUGCUGCUCUUAGUAUCUCAGGGAACUUUGAGUUUGAACCUUGUUCUCAUGGGGAUUUCCUGGGUGCUAUUCUUGGUACUGGUAUUACACGAGAGAAGCUGGGAGACAUUAUAUUGCAGGGUGAGAAGGGGGCCCAAGCUCUUGUGGUUCCUGAAUUGGUUGAGUUUUUGGAAUCAUCAUUGCAAAAGGUGGGAAGUGUUCCAGUUUCUUGCACAAAGAUGCCUCUACUGGCGUUGGAAUUUCUGCCACCAAGGACUAAAACUCUCAAGUCAAUUGAAGCAUCAUUGCGAGUUGAUGCAGUUGCUAGUGCAGGAUUUCAGAUAUCUCGUACAAAGCUUGGGAAUAUGAUCUCAAAUGGGGAUGUUCGAGUUAACUGGACACCCGUCACUAAAAGUGGUACGACUCUGAAAACUGGCGAUAUGGUUUCUGUGAGUGGUAAAGGGAGGUUGAAGAUUGGGGAGAUCACAACAACAAGGAAAGGCAAGUAUGCCAUUGAGCUCAUCCGGUAUCUUUGAAGAUUCUAAUAUGGCAAGGUCUUCUGAAACAGAGGAGUAGCAGAAAAGUUGUGGAACUGAUGAGGCCUAUCAAUGACUAGUACUCUGGAGUCAUGAGUUCUCUAACAAAAAUAUGGAUUCAUUAGCUAGGCCAUUAUGAGAUGCAACAGAGAUCAAUGUGGAUAUUGCUGAUACCGUGAGAAUCUGAAGGUUGCAGAUUUAACCUGUGAAAAUACUUGGUAAUUGCACUUCUCCACCGCAGGUUGGGUGCUUGGUCUAUUAGUUAUUGCUUAGAACAACCCUAGGUUUUGAGAAAAUGCAUGAUGAAAUGCAUUGUUUUGCAGUUUUAUUUAGGUGUUUCAAGGAUUACAUUCAUUGUGGCAUUAUUUGUACUAUUUUUGAGAUCUCUUCGGAGUUUCAUGGCUUUGCCAUUUUGUCUAUAAUUUCAAGAAUACCAGCCUAUACUCUUUUCAAA